This is a messenger RNA of Protobothrops mucrosquamatus (brown spotted pit viper), 2412 nucleotides long. Its product is annotated as phosphatidylinositol 4-kinase beta-like. Gene Ontology annotation, biological process: phosphatidylinositol-mediated signaling; phosphatidylinositol phosphate biosynthetic process. Gene Ontology annotation, cellular component: cytoplasm; membrane. The transcript has 10 exons. The record is from RefSeq and is a predicted model, not a curated record. Gene Ontology annotation, molecular function: 1-phosphatidylinositol 4-kinase activity. Lineage: Eukaryota; Metazoa; Chordata; Lepidosauria; Squamata; Viperidae. The coding region runs from base 1 to 2412 and encodes 803 amino acids.
AUGAGUCACUCGGCCGCAGACACCCCCCCGCCAGAGGAGACGCCAGCGGAGGCCUCGACCACCGUGCCCCCCCAGGGAGAGGACGGGACGGCCCUGGGGGUCAUCACGGAAGGGGUGGGCGAGCUGGCUGUCAUCGACCCCGAGGUGGCCCAGAAGGCCUGCGAGGAAGUUCUGGAGAAGGUCAAGUCCAUGCACUGCGUCUCCCCGGACGGUUCCAUCCGCCUCAAGGACAGGAAGGCCGGCGGCCGCCGGCCGGGCCUGAACGGCGAGUGCUGCGAGAUCAAGUGUCUGGACGACCCGCCCGACAAGAUCUGGGAGGAGGACGAGCACCCCCCAAACUCGGUGAAGGGGGUCCGCCGGCGCCAGAAGAACAACUCGGCCAAGCAGUCCUGGCUGCUGCGCCUCUUCGAGUCCAAGCUCUUCGACAUCUCCAUGGCCAUCUCCUACCUCUACAACUCCAAGGAGCCCGGCGUGCAGGCCUACAUCGGCAACCGCCUCUUCUGCUUCCGCAACGAGGACGUGGACUUCUACCUGCCCCAGCUGCUCAACAUGUACAUCCACAUGGACGAGGACGUGGGCGACGCCAUCAAGCCCUACAUCGUGCACCGCUGCCGGCAGAGCAUCAACUUCUCGCUGCAGUGCGCCCUCCUGCUGGGCGCCUACUCCUCCGACAUGCACAUCUCCACCCAGCGCCACUCGCGCGGCACCAAGCUGCGCAAGCUGAUCCUCUCCGACGAGCUCAAGCCGGCCCCCCGCAGGAGGGAGCUGCCCCCCCUGGUCCCGGCCCCCGAGGCCGGGCUGUCCCCCACCAAGCGGACUCACCAGCGCUCCAAGUCGGACGCCACCGCCAGCAUCAGCCUGGGCAGCAACCUGAAGCGCACGGCCAGCAACCCCAAGGUGGAAAACGACGAUGAGCCCGUCCGGCUGGCCCCCGAGCGAGAGUUCAUCAAGUCGCUGAUGGCCAUCGGGAAACGGCUGACCACGCUGCCCACCAAGGAGCAGAAGACGCAGAGACUGAUCUCCGAGCUCUCCCUGCUCAACCACAAGCUGCCCGCCCGGGUCUGGCUGCCUUCCGCCGGCUUCGAGCACCACGUGGUGCGGGUGCCCCACACCCAGGCGGUGGUCCUCAACUCCAAGGACAAGGCUCCCUACCUGAUCUACGUGGAGGUGCUUGAAUGCGAGAACUUCGACACCACCAGCGUCCCGGCCCGGAUCCCCGAGAACCGGAUCCGCAGCACCCGCUCGGUGGAGAACCUGCCCGGCUGCGGCAUCACCUACGAGCAGCGCGCCAGCAGCUUCACCACCGUGCCCAACUACGACAACGACGACGAGGCCUGGUCUGUGGACGACAUUGGGGAGCUGCAGGUGGAGCUGCCCGAGAUACACACCAGCAGCUGCGACAACAUCUCGCAGUUCUCCGUGGACAGCAUCACCAGCCAGGAGAGCAAGGAACCGGUGUUCAUCGCUGCGGGGGACAUCAGGCGGCGUCUCUCCGAGCAGCUGGCCCACACCCCCACCUCCUUCAAGCGGGACCCCGAGGACCCCUCAGCCGUCGCCCUGAAGGAGCCCUGGCAGGAGAAAGUGAGGAGGAUCCGAGAGGGCUCCCCUUACGGCCACCUGCCCAACUGGCGGCUCCUCUCCAUGAUCGUCAAGUGUGGGGACGACCUCCGGCAGGAGCUGCUGGCCUUCCAGGUGCUGAAGCAGCUGCAGGCCAUCUGGGAGCAGGAGCGGGUCCCCCUGUGGAUCAAGCCCUACAAAAUCCUGGUCAUCUCGGCUGACAGCGGCAUGAUCGAGCCGGUGGUCAACGCCGUCUCCAUCCACCAGGUGAAGAAGCAGUCCCUGCUCUCCCUGUUGGACUUCUUCCUGCAGGAGCACGGCCAGUUCACCUCCGAGGGCUUCCUCACCGCCCAGCGCAACUUCGUGCAGAGCUGCGCCGGCUACUGCCUGGUCUGCUACCUGCUGCAGGUGAAGGACAGGCACAAUGGCAACAUCCUGCUGGACGCCUACGGCCACAUCAUCCACAUCGACUUUGGCUUUAUCCUGUCCAGCUCCCCCCGGAAUCUGGGUUUCGAAACCUCGGCCUUCAAGCUGACCGCCGAGUUUGUGGACGUGAUGGGCGGCAUCGGGGGAGACAUGUUCAACUACUACAAGAUGCUGAUGCUGCAGGGCUUGAUCGCCGCCCGGAAGCACAUGGACAAGGUGGUGCAGAUCGUGGAGAUCAUGCAGCAAGGCUCCCAGCUGCCCUGCUUCCACGGCUCCAGCACCAUCCGGAACCUGAAGGAGCGCUUCCACAUGAACAUGACGGAGGAGCAGCUGCAGGUGCUGAUCGAGCAGCUGGUGGACGGCAGCAUGCGCUCCCUCACCACCAAGCUCUACGACGGGUUCCAGUACCUCACCAACGGCAUCAUGUGA